AUGGAUUUGAAAGGGAAAUCCUGUAUUGGUUUUACCAAAGUUACCAAACCAGAAGAAAUAGGUAAGGGUAGAUUAUCAAACACAAGCACCAAAAACACAGCCCCAGAGCCAUGCAUUUACGUAGUAGGCCACAACAAAAAGAAGCUCUACCGAGUGUCUCUCUAUGGUGUGUUUGACGGGCAUGGAGGAGUAAGAGCCUCGAGGUUUGCAUCAGAGAAUUUGCAUAAAAAUCUCCGAGAUAAAUUUCCUAAGGGUGAUAUCACUGUAGUGGAGAAAGAUAUCAGGAAAGCUUUUAUUGAUUCAUUUAAAAAGACUGAUGAUGAUUUUCUGAAGUUGGCCACCAAAUCGAAGCCUGUAUGGAAGGAUGGUACAACAGCCAUCCUGGUUCUCCUCAUCAAUGAGAGUAUGUACAUUGCUAAUAUUGGAGACAGCCAGGCUGUGUUAUGUCGUUACAAAGAGGAUACAAAGACAUGUGUGCCAGUGCCCCUCAGUGUGCCUCACAAUCCCUCUUUAUAUGAUGAGAGGAUGAGAAUACAAAAACAAGGUGGACAUGUGAAAGAUGGUCGAGUGAUGGGAGUGCUAGAAGUGUCAAGGUCAAUAGGAGAUGGACAAUAUAAGAAAUUGGGGGUAACAUGUACUCCAGAUGUGAAAAAAUGUGCUCUCACAGACAAUGACAGGUAUGUGAUAAUAGCCUGUGAUGGUCUGUGGAAAUGUUUUGAACCAGUGGAUAGUAUCAAGUUCACAAACAGUAUUUUAGAGGAAGACUGUCCCAAAGAUACAGAAGAUAAUAAAUCAGGAAAAAACAAUAAAUAUGAAACUGCUUGUAAUAAAUUAGCCAAUGAGGCGGUACUACGGUUCAGUGGAGACAAUGUUACGGUGCUUUUAUUAGCCAUAAGGAAGUGUAGAUGAGACUGUAUCAGAACACAUUUACUUUGGGAAAAUAGAAACGUGGUUCAACUUGCUGUGAAAUCAUUUAAUUUCGUGGCCAUUAAAUUUUGUUUUGGCCUAAAAGGCCAUUUUUAUGGGACAUGAAUUUUUGGAAAUCAACUUUGAACAUGAAAUGAAUGUGAUUUUUUUCUUGUUCCCUCAAGGUUUAAUUUUGUGGGUUGACUCAACCAUGAAAUCCACAAACAUUAAUUUCCCACAAAUAUUAAUGAUCUACAGUAUUUGUUAAAGGGGCUUACCUCUGGAUUUAUGUUAGUUUUUCGAGGUAAUUUGUUAGUAAUUGUAAAAUUCAAGUGAAUUUGUGAGUUCUAGGCAAGAUUUAUUGAUGAAAAGCAAUGUUGAAUUUAUUGUAAUGAGUAGAAUAGCUAUUUAAAUAUAAAUGUGUUAGCCUCACUGUAAGAACUUUUUUUUUGAGUUUAGGCUGCACUUUAAAACAUAUGAAAAUAAUGAAAUUUUUUCUAAUAUUUUGUAGAAGUUGCAUAAUUACGUUUUAAACGAAAAUCAAUAUUAUGAUACUACUCGGGAGGAAAUAAUGAUUUAACCAGGCGUAUAAUUGUAAAAUUGACAGUUUUGCAAACUAAGCAGCUGAAUUACUCCAUCCUUUAAUUACAAGUGGAUUUCCUCAGUCUUGUAAAGGGAACUAGUUUAAAAAUAGUAAAUAAGGGCCUGUUUGAUAUUGCGCUGUGUUGGAACUCGAUCGUUUAUAAAUUCAUACUUAAAGGUAAUGGUAUACUUGCAGACAUAAUUUUUGCAUGAGGUCUGAAAUAUUUAAUAUUCUUUCAUAAAAACUACUUUUUUGACUGGAUCUGGGCAGUAUUGUACUAAUGGGAGAAACAUUGCAUAUUAAGAAGGCAAUUCAUUGGAUUUUUAGCUCACCUGUCACAAAGUGACAAGGUGAGCUUUUGUGAUCGCGCGGUGUCCGUCGUCCGUGCGUGCGUGCGUGCGUCCGUCCGUAAACUUUUGCUUGUGACCACUCUAGAGGUCACAUUUUUCAUGGGAUCUUUAUGAAAGUUGGUUAGAUUGUUCAUCUUGAUGAUAUCUAGGUCAAGUUCGAAACUGGGUCACGUGCCGUCAAAAACUAGGUCAGUAGGUCUAAAAAUAGAAAAACCUUGUGACCUCUCUAGAGGCCAUAUAUUUCACAAGAUUUUCAUGAAAAUUGGUCAGAAUGUUCACCUUGAUGAUAUCUAGGUCAAGUUCGAAACUGGGUCACGUGCCGUCAAAAACUAGGUCAGUAGGUCUAAAAAUAGAAAAACCUUGUGACCUCUUUAUAGGCCAUAUAUUUCACAAGAUCUUCAUGAAAAUUGGUCAGAAUGUUCAUCUUGAUGAUAUCUAGAUCAAGUUUGAAACUGGGUCACGUGCCGUCAAAAACUAGGUCAGUAGGUCUAAAAAUAGAAAAACCUUGUGACCUUUCUAGAGGCCAUAUAUUUCACAAGAUCUUCAUGAAAAUUUGUCAGAACGUUCACCUUGAUGAUAUCUAGGUCAAGUUCGAAACUGGGUCACGUGUUGUCAAAAACUAGGUCAGUAGGUCAAAUAAUAGAAAAACCUUGUGACCUCUCUAAAGGCCAUAUUUUUCAUGGGAUCUGUAUGAAAGUUGGUCUGAAUGUUCAUCUUGAUGAUAUCUAGGUCAAGUUCGAAACUGGGUCACGUGCGAUCAAAAACUAGGUCAGUAGGUCUAAAAAUAGAAAAACCCUGUGACAUCACUAGAGGCCAUAUAUUUCAUGAGAUCUUCAUGAAAAUUGGUCUGAAUGUUCAUCUUGAUGAUAUCUAGGUCAAGUUUGAAAGUGGGUCACGUGCCUACAAAAUCUAGGUCAGUAGGUCAAAUAAUAGAAAAACCUUGUGACCUCUCUAGAGGCCAUAUUUUUCAUGGGAUCUGUAUGAAAGUUGGUCUGAAUGUUCAUCUUGGUGAUAUCUAGGUCAAGUUCAAAAGUGGGUCACGUGCCAUCAAAAACAAGGUCAGUAGGUCAAAUAAUAGAAAAACCUUGUGACCUCUCUAAAGACCAUAUUUUUCAUGGGAUCUGUAUGAAAAUUGGUCUGAAUGUUCAUCUUGAUGAUAUCUAGGUCAAGUUCGAAACAGGGUCAUGUGCGGUCAAAAACUAGGUCAGUAGGUCUAAAAAUAGAAAAACCUUGUGAACUCUCUAGAGGCCAUACUUGUGAAUGGAUCUCCAUAAAAAUUGGUCAGAAUGUUCACCUUGGUGAUAUCUAGGUCAAGUUUGAAACUGGGUCAUGUGCCGUCAAAAACUAGGUCAGUAGGUCAAAUAAUAAAAAGACCUUGUGACCUCUCUAGAGGCCAUACUUUUCAUGGGAUCUGUAUGAAAGUUGGUCUGAAUGUUCAUCUUGAUGAUAUCUAGGGUAAAUUUGAAACUGGGUCAGCUGCGAUCAAAAACUAGGUCAGUAGGUCUAAAAUUAUUAAAAUCUUUUGACCUCUCUAGAGGCCAUAUUUUUCAAUGGCUCUUCAUGAAAAUUGAUCUGAAUGUUCACCUUGAUGAUAUCUAGGUCAGUUUCGAAACUGGGUCACGUGCGGUCAAAAACUAGGCCAGUAGGUAUAAAAAUAGAAAAACCUUGUGACCUCUCUAGAGACCAUAUUUUUCAUGAGAUCUUCAUGAAAAUUAGUGAGAAUGUUCACCUUGACGAUAUCUAGGUAGAGUUCAAAAGAGGGUCACGUACCUUCGAAAAUUAGGUCAAUAGGUCAAAUAAUAGAAAAACCUUGUGACCUCUCUAGAGACCAUAUUUUUCAAUGGAUCUUCAUGAAAAUUGGUCAGAAUUUUUAUCUUGAUAAUAUCUAGGUCAAGUUCAAAACUGGGUCACGAGCUCAAAAACUAGGUCACUAUGUCAAAUAAUAGAAAAAACGACUUCAUACUCAAAACUGGGUCAUGUGGGAAGAGGUGAGCGAUUCAGGACCAUCAUGGUCCUCUUGUUAAUUUUUGAAAUGCUGUGUCAAGGUUGAAUAUUAAUUCUUGUACUGCAAAAACACAUGGGCCCACCAAAUACUCUGGUUGGAAUUGGGCGUUAGGAAAAAGUUUGUCGAUAACCAUGAAUGUAUUGAAUCACAUGUAAUUUGGGCAAUUGUUUAUUUUUAGGAAUCAUACAUGUGUUCAUGAUUUUGGGAAGUACAAUUGGUAUGCUUUUAUUUAAUAUCUGACAGAUGCAAUAGAAUUCAUAUAAAUCUUGGAAGGAGGUCAACCAUUUUGUACUCCGAAUAACUCCUAUGUAAAAUUAUUCUUGAAAUUGUAUUACUGUUUGCCAAAUUUUUAAGGGAUAUGCAAAACUAUGGUUAAUGUCAUGCUUGUAAUAACGAUAAAUAAAAAGAAUGGCUUAAAAACCAUGAAUUAUUAUACACGA
Molecule: messenger RNA, 4284 nt
Organism: Mercenaria mercenaria
Lineage: Eukaryota; Metazoa; Mollusca; Bivalvia; Venerida; Veneridae
Product: integrin-linked kinase-associated serine/threonine phosphatase 2C-like
Exons: 8
Coding region: 1-909 (302 amino acids)
Biological process (GO): protein dephosphorylation
Molecular function (GO): protein serine/threonine phosphatase activity; cation binding
Source: RefSeq, a predicted model, not a curated record